ACAUCCUGGCAAAAAGAAUCAUGGAGAGGAUGAAGGGGCGUCCAUCACAAAAAUUUAAAGUCCUAAGCUAGGUUACAGUUUGAGAUGUUGCAAUAGUCGCAACGCGCAGGUGUUGUUUCAGGCGAGGAAUGGAUCAGCUCCAUAAGGACUUCCAGCAGGUCAUAUGCAGCAUGCAGUACAGCUUGAUAUUCGGCCCUCUCAAUGAAGGAUCUUUUACUGCUGAUUUGGUUUUUGGAAGAAGUGCUGCACAGGAACAGAGAGCGGUUGCUGCCUCGCCCUGCUUAGUAAGCAGUGGAGGGGCAUCGAGUGGCAGCCGUCUUGUGUGGGCCAGCUCUGAGAGGGUGCCAGUCUGAGCACUGCAGGUGCAGAGGGUCAGCUUGCGGAAGCGGUCAGCAAUGCUGACUUGUAAGCAGCAUUGUCAGGGGACAACAUUGGCCUUUUCCGGCAGCACUUUUCAUGUUGGCCGUGAGAGGGAAACUGAGGUGCUGAGGAAGAGAUCUAAAGGCUUUGGCAGCUGGCAAAGUGGGGCAAAGCAUACACAUAUGCAAAGAACCCUGGCGUCUUCUGGAGGAGGCAACGCUGGCUCUACAUAUCCAGGACAAGCAAAUGCUGAACAGAAGUCAGACCUCUACAAGGAACAGGCAGCCGCUUACAUCAAAUGGCGGCCGACGUAUCCAGCGACUUUCUUGCAAGGCUUGGCGAAAUUAGCACCGGCUCGCGAGUUGCUGUGGGACGUGGGCACGGGGAGCGGCCAGGCCGCCGUCGGACUCGCGCCGCAUUUCGACCGAGUGGUGGCCACUGACGUCAGCCCCUGGCAGCUGGCGCAGGCGCCACGUGUCUCCAACGUGACGUACAUAGUGACAUCAGCGGAGAUGGGCACGGAGGAGCUGGCUGAGGUCCUCGGCGGCCUCGCCACCGUCGAUCUGAUCACCGUCGCCUCCGCGCUCCACUUUUUCGACGUCCACAAAAUGACCCAACAGGCGCUCGCCGCACUUAAACCCCUCGGGGUUUAUGCGCCCUUCACGUACAACAUGCCGGCGUUUGCGACGCCCCGGCUUGACGUGGCAAUGGAAGCAAUCCUGGUCGCUAUGGCAGGUCCUAAUUACCGAUUAGAGGCUGCGAAGCGCGAGUGUAAUCCGCUAGAUGGGUAUAAGAACAUGCACUUUCCGUUCGAGCCGGUCGAGGGGCGGACGGAAACGGAACCCCGGUUGACCCACAUGCGGUUCGUGUGGCGGUUUGAGAACGUUGUUGGGUUUAUGGAGAGUACGAGCUAUGCAAAGCGGUUAGCGGAAAUGCCGACCGGAAAAGAGCUUUUAAGGGAGCUCGAAGCGGCGUGGGUAGCGGGUGGGGAGGAGCAAGAGGUUGUGUUUAAGCUGUGGUCGAGAGUGGGCAGGAAGCCGAAGUGACCGCUGUACGUUAGUUGACCAGUUGACUAUUGUUGGGUAACGGGGGUUGUAAGUUCGCCCGAUCCGGCUUGUGACCGACAAGGACGCCGUCGGACCACCCCAAAUGAAAGCUGCUUCAAGUCAAAGCACGCGGCCAUGGCUCUGAAAACAACACUUCCGUUCCCUGCUAUAUGCGUGGAAGGAGUUGUGAGAAAAGACAAAGCAUUUGUAUGCUUACUUAUACUAAGCUCAAGGUACACGUUG
This is a messenger RNA of Klebsormidium nitens, 1649 nucleotides long. The record is from the annotation of a GenBank genome assembly. Lineage: Eukaryota; Viridiplantae; Streptophyta; Klebsormidiophyceae; Klebsormidiales; Klebsormidiaceae.